Messenger RNA from Micromonas pusilla CCMP1545, 855 nucleotides. RefSeq lists its product as uncharacterized. The record is from RefSeq and is a predicted model, not a curated record. NCBI's taxonomy places the organism in Eukaryota, Viridiplantae, Chlorophyta, Mamiellophyceae, Mamiellales, Mamiellaceae. The coding region runs from base 1 to 855 and encodes 284 amino acids. The transcript is spliced from 2 exons.
AUGGGUCCGCCCGCCCUCCGUGCGACGCGCUCGCGCGUCGCCGCCGCGUUCUUUCUCCUCCUCGCGACGCUCGCGUCGCUCGCGACGGGCGCGGCCGCGACCUCGCACUACACAUUCGACGACACGGGCGUCGAUUACCUCCUCGUCGAGCUGAAAAUGCUCUACUUGGAGAAUGACGUCUGGCACGCGGCGAUCAUCACCCAGGAGGGGAACGUGGUGCAAAACAGCAACCUCGAGAUCGUGAACACGAACACGAAAGUCACGAAGGUAUCGUGGUCGCUGAACGUCCCCACGGGGAAGACGUACUACAUCGCGCUCAAGCCGGUUUCGGACACGAGCGGCUCCACGGCUUCGUCAAUCUACAACGGGUGCGCCUCCACCUCCUUCGACUACUCCACGGUCAGCUACCGCGUCAUGGACACGAGCGUCUCCGGGUUCUGGGACACGACGUACGCAUCCAUACCGGACUACCUCGCCCUCACGCUGGGCGGGCAGACGAGCUGCGCCGCGUCGUGCACGUGCUGGGGGACGUACCGAUACGUCGCGUCCUUCACGCACACGCGCGCGGGCGUCGGUAGCGACUACAAAGCCAUCGCGCAGGCGGCGACGUACUACGUCGGACCGGACGAGGCGACGAUCGUGAACCCGUACAUGAUCAUGGCGUCCCAUCGCGUGUACGUGCACGAGACCGCGAGCACGAUGCAGGUCAUCCUGCGGAGGAGCAACGACGGGGACGUGACCGUUGAAAACGGCGUCUACGACCUGUACGACCCCCUCCCGGACGAGGAUACGCAGGCGCGUUCUGUACACUGGUCCCCAUACGACCGCGUCGGCGUGGUGAACGCCGAUCCUUAA